CUUGUCACUAACCAGAAAAAUUUCAGUCGACAAGUAACGACGAAAAUUAUAAUUCGGGAGCGACACCAAAACCAGGCUAAAGACGAGAAGAAAAUGUCCAAGCGCGGCAGACCACGCAAUCGCUUGGUACCCCUACCCGAAUCCGAUCCCGAACCAGUGGGCCUUGAAUGCAUUUGCCAGCGCCAGUACAGAUCGUACCAAUGCACAAAAUGUGGAAAACAUUUCCAUGGACGUCUUGCCGAGAUAUGCAAGAGCCAUUCAUCCGUGUCCUACCUAAUGGACUUCCGCUGCUGUCCGUACUGCGCGGCAGACACCGUGUUUAUAACACAGUCCGAUCUCAGCAAGGAAGCAAUUCUCAAACGUAAUGCUAUCAAUUAAUUGAUGACCCAGUUCCGAAACCAAUAAUCGACAAAUAAACAGCGUAUUUUCAAUGCAAUGGCA
Messenger RNA from Scaptodrosophila lebanonensis, 441 nucleotides. RefSeq lists its product as uncharacterized. The record is from RefSeq and is a predicted model, not a curated record. The transcript is spliced from 2 exons. The coding region runs from base 94 to 378 and encodes 94 amino acids. NCBI's taxonomy places the organism in Eukaryota, Metazoa, Arthropoda, Insecta, Diptera, Drosophilidae.